AUGCGCCAUUAUUUUUACCGUUACUUAAUGGUAACUGUCUCAUGUAGGAAUAUAAACGAUUACAAUAUUGGUGUUUUAACGAUAUCUUAUCAAUAUCAUAUUGACAUCGGAAAAAAUUUUAUAGUUUCUGCAAAGUACUCGGUAAGGUCUUUUGGCGCUCGUGUUCAUGGCAUUCAACGGUCAGUUAUUGACCCAGGCCAGAGCAUUGAUACUUAUGUCGAUUCUCUUAGGGGAAAAAUGGGUCUGGAUGGAUGCUUCAGAUGGCAAGACAUGGUCUGCAUGGACGCCAAUUUAGGUGUGCGCACCUUCAAUACUUUACAACGUAUGCGAGGGGGCCUAUACAUUUAUACUGGAAUUGCUUCUCGCGUGCACCCAGAACUCGAUAUCCUUAUCUACAUUCCCACUAUCUCUGUUAGAGGAAACCUUCCUGCUGACAAUUAUGCCUUUCCGAUAGACAUUAGCCAGGAGCUGUCGGUUGGCGUACUUAAACAAAAAAUCAGAGAAAGUAAACCAAACGAUCUCGCUAAUAUCGAUUUUAAUAAUAUUACAUUAUGGCAAGUAGACCUUCCGGAUGACAAUGAUGAUGUGAUUCAUGAAUUCCGUAGUCACAAAAGCACUAAAAAAAUGAGAGCAACACGAAAAAUAGGAUUCUAUUGGCCUGAAACACCAUCUGAACAAGUCAUCCAUGUUAUAAUAGAACUCCCACGGGUUCCAUCUCAUACUUCUAUUGAUGAUGAACUUACAACGAAUUUCAGAAGACUUAAUAUUGCAAUGGGUAAAGAACUAACUACUGAAGAUACUUCGUAUGAGGGAGCUGAUGCGUUUGCCUUUAUUUCCGAAGAACGGCUUGGAUUUAUAGAUCAAGCUUUGACGAGAGGACGUGUCGUUCUUUUACGUAGCCCGCCAUCUUCUGGGAAAACUACACUAGCAUAUAUACUGAAAAAGUAUCGGCAAAAUCUUAACCCUGAAGAGGAAGUAAUUGCUAUUUCUAUGCUUUUGUUGGAACGUCCUGAAGUAUCCUUAUCAGAUCCCGAUUUGUUUGAUCAGUACUGGAUCCAACAAACUGGGAAAUCUUGGAGAGAAUGUAUUAGCAGCAUUAAACCAAUUACUAUUUUAAUAGACGAGGCCCAAAUGAUAUACCAUAUGCAAAAUUCUUCUGGAAUACCAUAA
Messenger RNA from Rhizophagus irregularis DAOM 181602=DAOM 197198, 1170 nucleotides. RefSeq lists its product as uncharacterized. The record is from RefSeq and is a predicted model, not a curated record. NCBI's taxonomy places the organism in Eukaryota, Fungi, Glomeromycota, Glomeromycetes, Glomerales, Glomeraceae.